Messenger RNA from Quercus lobata, 1247 nucleotides. Its product is annotated as bifunctional epoxide hydrolase 2-like. Gene Ontology annotation, molecular function: catalytic activity. The record is from RefSeq and is a predicted model, not a curated record. Lineage: Eukaryota; Viridiplantae; Streptophyta; Magnoliopsida; Fagales; Fagaceae. Bases 61 to 999 code for a protein of 312 amino acids. The transcript is spliced from 5 exons.
CUUUAGUAUCCUACCAACUCAACUGAGUUCCAUUCCUAAUCAUUUUCCGGAUCUAAAAAAAUGGACCAAAUCCAGCACAAGUUCAUAGACGUAGCACGAGGACUGAAGCUCCACUUAGCCGAGAUCGGAAGUGGUCCUCAUGUGGUCGUGUUUCUGCACGGGUUUCCCGAGAUAUGGUACACGUGGCGGCACCAGAUGAUGGCUGUAGCAAAUGCCGGUUUCCGAGCGAUCGCACCUGAUUACAGAGGGUACGGCCUCUCUGACCCACCGCCAGAACCAGCAAAGGCUUCGUUUACUGAUUUUCUAACUGACCUGCUUGGAAUUCUUGAUGCCCUCCAACUUCCCAAGGUUUUUCUUAUUGCAAAGGAUUUUGGAGCUCGGCCUGCCUACUUAUUUGCCAAUUUGCACCCAGAGAGGGUCCUGGGAGUUGUAACAAUGGGAGUGCCAUAUUUGCCCCCAGGUCCCACUACAUUCCAUAAGUACCUGCCUGAAGGCUUCUACAUUUCAAGAUGGCGGGAGCCUGGACGAGCAGAAGCUGAUUUUGGGCGCUUCGAUGCUAAAACGGUUGUAAGGAACAUUUACAUCCUCUUUUCCAAAAGUGAAAUACCAAUAGCUGCAGAAAACCAAGAGAUCAUGGAUUUGGUUGAUCCAUCUACUUCUCUUCCCCCUUGGUUCACGGAGGACGAUCUUGCAGCAUAUGGAGCUUUGUAUGAAAAAUCUGGAUUCCUAACUGCGUUACAAGUUCCAUAUAGGUCAUUUGGUGAGGACAUCAACAUGACAGAUCCAAAAGUUAAACUUCCAGCACUUCUGAUUAUGGGUGGUAAGGAUUAUGUCCUCAAAUUUCCAGGCAUGGAGGACUACCUUAAUAGUGGAAAGGUGAAAGAGUUCGUCCCAAAUUUGGAGAUCACUUUUUUGCCAGAAGGAACCCAUUUUGUUCAUGAGCAGUCACCUGAUGAAGUGAAUCAGCUAAUCCUCUCAUUCCUUGGCAAGCAUGCUUGAUCAUAGACACUUUAAUUACAGUUAGUUGUCAUGAAGAUUGUCUAAGCUUGGACGAGUUGUGAAAUAUUAAACACAUGUAUUGUAUUGAUAUCAGAGUAAUUUCAAUAAUCAAGCGUUUGUGUAUUUAUAGACAGAUUAAAACUGUGUUUCGUCAGUGUUGCAUGCGUUAAUGUUUUAAAUGCUAUGAAAUAGUGUACACAUCCUCUGUUGCUUGAGCUCUUGUUGAAAUCUAUGAUAAAGAAGAAUGG